Caenorhabditis angaria is the source of this 7132-nucleotide messenger RNA. NCBI's taxonomy places the organism in Eukaryota, Metazoa, Nematoda, Chromadorea, Rhabditida, Rhabditidae. The record is from the annotation of a GenBank genome assembly.
AUGUCCGAACAACGUCUUGUCCAACUCGAAGUGCACGCCUCGCGUCUCGCAGAAAUCAACAAAAAUCUUCGAGACAACUUCGAACGAGUUCAAGAAGACAUUGAGAAAUUGAUGGAGAACGAGAAGAAUUUGAUGAAUUUGAGGGAGAAACAAUUGAAACAAGAUUUGUUGCGGUUGUUUUUGGAGAAGGAGGAGUUGAUUGUUGGACAACAAUUGGAAGCCUAUAAUGCUAUUGGUGAGGGUUUUGGGGGGUGGAAAAUAAGGCUAGAGAGCCGGAAAUUCAAGUUUUGCGGGGGAAAAUGAGCCAGAAACCAUGAAAUUUGGCCUAGAAAUCUAAAUCUGAGGUUUUGAAUUUGAAAACUAGCGAUAGUUGUUCAGAUUAAACCUGAGAGGGUAGAAAUGGCCUAGAAAAUCCAGAAGAUCACAUCUGAUGGCCUAGAAAUCCAAAUUUCAAGAUCCUGAUGGCCUAGAAAUCCAAAUAACUACUUGGGUGGCCUAGAAAUCCAAAUCUGAGGUUUGAAAUUCUCAAAUUCAUUUUGGAAAGCAUCAAGAGACUGAAAAUGGUCUAGAAAACCAGAAAGAGAAAUCUGAUGGCCUAGAAACCCAAAUUUUACGAUCCUGAUGGCCUAGAAAACCCAUUCUUGGACUAGAAAAUCGAAAUUCCGAGUUAGAUGACCUAGAAAACCAAGUUCCCAAGUGAUUUGGUUUUCUAGGCCAUCGUCAUUCCAACUUUUGGAUUCCGACACUCUAGAAGCCCAAUUUUACGAUCCUUGUGACCUAGAAAACCCAUUCUUGGACUAGAAAACCAAGUUUUCAGGUUACUUGGUUUUCUAGGCCACAAGAAAUUAAAUUCUACCUUUUUUCCCUAUUUUUUUCUCAAAAUUCGAAUUUUCUUAUCACUAAACCCAUCAAAGUAUACAAAAAGUUCAGACAUUUUUCUUAUCAAAACAUUUUCUGAACCUCUAUUUUCUUAUCAACAAAAUCAACAAAAAAAAUUCCAGGCGCGUGUCGUCAAUCAAUCAAACAACAACACUCCGCAGUUCCGCCCACCUCCUUCAAUUUCCUUGAAAAAGAGCUGCGCGAGCCACAAAUCGCUUUGCGAAUUGAUGACGCGAUUCUGCGACGUCGCAACUUGGAACUCGCGAAUUUUGGCGCGAUUUUGUGUGAGGAAAAGCCGAGCAAAGUUGAAGGAACUUUGAAUUUUUUCGUCGAAAAAUACGAGGCUGAAGAAGAGCACUUCGAUUUGAUGUAUAAAAGUUGCGAUGAGAAAAUCUGGCUGAAAAAGGAAAUUUCAGAAGAAGAUGCGCAAAGUGAAACUUCGAGUUUUGAAAUUAUCAGCGAAAAAACUAAUAUGAGCAAUCUGGAAAAACCCAUGGAAUAUUGGUUGGCUGAGAAAAGUGUGGCUGACAAUUUGAUGGCUGAAAAUGAAUGGGAUUUUGGACGAGUUAUUAGAAGUCUACAAAAUUCAGAUGAUCGAAAAUGGAUCAUGGAAAAUGGAGCGUCAAGUUCGAAAACUGAAACUGGAGCUGAAACUGAAACUGAAGCUGAAAAUGUAGAAAUGGAAAUGGAGGAAGAAACUAGAAAAUUGAGCGAAUUUGAGAUGAUUGAACAAUUGACAAAAAUGUUUGGAAAGAGUUUUGAGAAGAGCAAAAAUGGCGGGAAAAUGAUGGGAAUUGAGGAUUUGAAUGCUUGGAGGGUGAGCGAAUUUUUGGGGCUGAAAUUAGAGUUUUGAGCUAGAAAUUUUGAGAUAAAAGAACCUAGAUUCACAAAUUCUCCAGAAAAAUCUGAUUUUAUGAAGCUAAACAAGCUGAAUUUGGAUUUUUUUCAGCUAGAAAAAUUAAUUUUUUUAUCGAAAAAAAUUGACUGUUUCAAAAAAUCUAGAAAUGCAGAUUUUUGAACCUGGACAAGCUCAAUUUGGAUUUUUUUCACCUAGAAAUUUUUUUUUUCGAAAAAAAAAUUUACUGUUUCAAAAAAUCUAGAAAUUUUAUGGGAAAAUUUUAGUUUUUGUUUAAUCAAUCAGUGAUGUUGUUUGAGAAUCGAAUUUAAAUGUAAAAAUUAGAAUUUUUCAAUAAAAAUCACUAGAAAAUAUUUUUAAAAACUCUGAUUUUUCAAAAGAAAAAAAUUUACUGUUUCAAAAAAUCUGAGAAAUUUCUAGUGAAAAAUUAAUUUUUGGUGAUUUUACGGGAGACAUUUCUUUGAAAAUUUUUCAAAUCUUGAAUUUUUCACUGUUAAGCAACCCGAAUUCGAACAUUUUAAGCUAAGAAAAUUAAUUUUUAUUUGGAAAAAAAAUUCACUGUUUCAAAAAAACUAGAAAUUUCUUUGGAAAAUUUUGGUUUUCGUUAAAUUGUUUUUUGUUUAUAAAUCGAAUUUAAAUGUAAAAAUUUGAAUUUUUCAAUAGAAAAACACUAGAAAAUAAAAAGAACUUUCGUUUUUCAACAGAAAAAAAUUCACUGUUUCAAAAAAUAUAGAAAUUUCUAGUGAAAAAUUAAUUUUUGGUGUUUUUACGAGAGACAUUUUUUUUGAAAAUUUUUCAAAUCUUGAAUAUUUCAUUGUUAAGCAACCUGAAUUCGAAUAUUUCCUGCUAAAAUAUUAAUUUUUAUUUCGAAAAAAAAUCACUGUUUCAAAAAAUUUAGAAAUUUUUUGGGAACAUUUUGAUUUUCGCUAAUUUUGUUGGACCGGUUUGAAAAUCGAAUUUUCAAUUUUUCCAUAGAAAAUCACCAAAAAAUUCUGAUUUUUCAAUAGAAAAAAUUCACUGUUUCAAAAAAUCUAGAAAUUUAUUGGGAAAAAUUAAUUUUUGGUGUUUUUACGAGAGACAUUUUUUUGAAAAUUUUUCAAAUCUUGAAUAUUUAAUUGUUAAGCAACCUGAAUUCGAAUAUUUCCUGCUAAAAUAUUAAUUUUUAUUUCGAAAAAAAAUCACUGUUUCAAAAAAUUUAGAAAUUUUUUGGGAACAUUUUGAUUUUCGCUAAUUUUGUUGGACCGGUUUGAAAAUCGAAUUUUCAAUUUUUCCAUAGAAAAUCACCAAAAAAUUCUGAUUUUUCAACAGAAAAAAUUCACUGUUUCAAAAAAUCUAGAAAUUUAUUGGGAAAAAUUAAUUUUUGGUGUUUUUACGGGAGACAUUUUUUUGAAAAUUUUUCAAAUCUUGAAUUUUUGACUGUUUCAAAAAUUUCUCUACAAAAAAUCAUAUUUCGAAAUCUUGAAAUUGGUGAAAAAUUCAGAUUUUUGAACCUGAACAAGCUCAAUUUGGAUUUUUUCAGCUAAAAAAAUAUUUUUUAUUUCGAUAAAAAAUUCACUGUUUCAAAAAAUCUAGAAAUGUUAUGGGAAAAUUUUGUUUUUGGUCAUGUUAAUUGAUGUAUUUCAAAAAAUGGAAUUUAAAUGUGAAAAUUUGAAUUUUUCCAUAGAAAAUCACCAAAGAAUUCUCAUUUUUCAACAGAAAAAUUGACUGUUUCAAAAAAUCCAGAAAUUUUUUGGGAAAAAUUAAUUUUUGGUAUUUUUACGGGAGACAUUUUUUUUGAAAAUUUUUGAAAUCUUGAAUUGAAUUUUUCAAACAAGCUGAAUUUGGAUGUUUUCUGCUAAAAAAUUAAUUUUUUUAUCGAAAAAAAAAUUCACUGUUUCAAAAAAACUAGAAAUUUCUUUGGAAAAUUUUGGUUUUCGUUAAAUUGUUUUUUGUUUAUAAAUCGAAUUUAAAUGUAAAAAUUUGAAUUUUUCAAUAGAAAAACACUAGAAAAUAAAAAGAACUUUCGUUUUUCAACGGAAAAAAAAUUGACUGUUUCAAAAAAUAUAGAAAUUUUUAGUGAAAAAAAUUUUUUAGUUUCAAAAAAUCAGAUUUUCUCCAAUUUUUUUUCAGAAAAACUAAUUUUUGGUUCGACAUUUUUUUGAAAAUUCUCCAAAUCUUGAAUUUUUCACUGUUAAGCAACCUGAAUUCGGAUAUUUUCAGCUAGAAAAAUUAAUUUUUAUUUCGAAAAAAAUUGACUGUUUCAAAAAAUUUAGAAAUUUUUUGGGAAAAUUUUGGUUUUCGUUCAAAAUUAAAAUUUUUCAAUAGAAAAUCACUAGAAAAUGUUUUAAAAAACUUUGAUUUUUCAACAGAAACAAAUUCACUGUUUCAAGAAAUCUUGUAAUAUUUUCCUGAAACCCGUAAAAACACCAAAAAUAAUUUUUCCCAAUAAAUUUCUAGAUUUUUUGAAACAGUCAAUUUUUUCUGUUGAAAAUUUUUUUUUAUUUUCUUGUGAUUUUCUAUUGAAAAAUUCUAAUUUUUACAUUUAAAUUCCAUUUUUCAAAUACAUCAAUUAACUUUUUCUGUUGAAAAAUCAAUUUUUUUUCAGUUUCUAGUGAUUUUCUAUUGAAAAAUUCGUAUUUUUACAUUUAAAUUCGAUUUUCAAACAACAAAUUAAUUUAACUAAAACCAAAUUUUUGCCAAGAAAUUUCUAGAUUUUUUUUUUUUUUUCACUGUUUCAAGAUUUCUUUUCAAAAAACUAGGGCUGUAAAUAGUUCACACGAACACACCACACACGCGGCGAGGCAGCAGCGAACACACUGUCACACUAUGCACCCGAAUACACUGCACACGAACACACUGUUUUUUCUGUGUGUGUUUGGUUGAAAACACAUGCAAAAAAAGUAGUGUAUUCGGGGGUAGUGUGUUCGUGUGCAUCAGUGUAUUCGUGUGAACACACAAAUGUGUUUUUCGGCACACGAACACCACUUUUUACAGCCCUACAAAAAACAUAUCGAAAUCUUGAAAUUGGUGAAAAAUUCAGAUUUUUGAACCUGAACAAGCUGAAUUUGGAUUUUUUCAGCUAAAAAAAUAUUUUUUAUUUCGAUAAAAAAUUCACUGUUUCAAAAAAUCUAGAAAUUUUAUGGGAAAAUUUUGUUUUUGGUCAUGUUAAUUGAUGUAUUUGAAAAAUGGAAUUUAAAUGUAAAAAUUAGAAUUUUUCAAUAGAAAAUCACUAGAAACUGAAAAAAAAAUUGAUUUUUCAACAGAAAAAAAUUGACUGUUUCAAAAAAAUCUUGUAAUAUUUUUCUGUAGAAAUGUUUUUGUUUCGUCUUAAUUUUUCAGAAAAAAAUGAAAAAUCUUGAAUUUUUCACUGUUUCAAGAUUUCUCUACAAAAAAUCAUAUUUCGAAAUCUUGAAAUUGGUGAAAAAUUCAGAUUUUUGAACCUGAACAAGCUCGAUUCGGAUUUUUUUCACCUAGAAAAUUUUUUUUUCGAAAAAAAAAUUGACUGUUUCAAAAAAUCUAGAAAUUUUAUGGGAAAAUUUUAGUUUUCGUUUAAUUAAUCAGUGAUGUUGUUUGAAAAUCGAAUUUAAAUGUAAAAAUUAGAAUUUUUCAAUAAAAAUCACUAGAAAAUAUUUUUAAAAAAGUUGAUUUUUCAAAAGAAAAUAUUCACUGUUUCAAAAAAACUAGAAAUUUCUUGGGAAAAUUUCGGUUUUCGUUAAGUUGAUUCGACUGGUUAGAACAUCGAAUUUUGAAUUUUUCAAUAGAAAAUCACUGGAAAAUUUUUAAAAAAAAUCUUUGAUUUUUCAACAGAAAAAAUUCACUGUUUCAAAAAAUCUAGAAAUUUAUUGGGAAAAAUUAAUUUUUGGUGUUUUUACGGGAGACAUUUUUUUUGAAAAUUUUUCAAAUCUUGAAUUUUUCACUGUUUCAAGAUUUCUCUACAAAAAAUCAUAUUUCGAAAUCUUGAAAUUGGUGAAAAAUUCAGAUUUUUGAACCUGAACAAGCUGAAUUUGGAUUUUUUCACCUAGAAAAUUUUUUUUUUUCGAAAAAAAAAUUUACUGUUUCAAAAAAUCUAGAAAUUUUAUGGGAAAAUUUUAGUUUUCGUUUAAUUAAUCGGUGGUAUUGAAAAUCGAAUUCAAAUGUAAAAAUUAGAAUUUUUCAAUAAAAAUCACUAGAAAAUAUUUUUAAAAAUUUUGAUUUUUCAACAGAAAAAAUUGACUGUUUCAAAAAAUCUAGAAAUUUCUUGGAAAAAAUUUGGGUUUCGUUAAAUUGAUUCUUUGUUGUUUGAAAAUCGAAUUUUUAAUUUUUAAUAGAAAAUCACUGGAAAAUUCAGAUUUUUGAACCUGAACAAGCUCAAUUUGGAUUUUUUCACCUAGAAAAUUUUUUUUUUCGAAAAAAAAAUUCACUGUCUCAAAAAAUCUAGAAAUUUUUUGUGAAAAUUUUGGUUUUCGGUCGAGUAGUUGUUGUUGAUGUUUGAAAAUCGAAUUUAAAUGUAAAAAUUCGAAUUUUUCAAUAGAAAAUCACUAGAAAAUUUUUUUAAAAUUCAGAUUUUUCAACAGAAAAAAUUGACUGUUUCAAAAAAUUUAGAAAUUCCUAGUGAAAAAUUAAUUUUUUUUUGAAAAUUUUUAAAAUCUUGAAUUUUUCAUUGUUAAGCAACCUGAAUUCGGAUUUUUCCAGCUAGAAAAAUUAAUUUUUUUGUCGAAAAAAAUUUACUGUUUCAAAAAAUCUAGAAAUUUUUUGUGAAAAUUUUGGUUUUCGGUCAAGUAGUUGUUGUUGAUGUUUGAAAAUCGAAUUUAAAUGUAAAAAUUCGAAUUUUUCAAUAGAAAAUUACUAGAAAAUUUUUUAAAAAUUCCGAUUUUUCAACAGAAAAAAUUGACUGUUUCAAAAAAUUUAGAAAUUCCUAGUGAAAAAUUAAUUUUUUUUUGAAAAUUUUUAAAAUAUUGAAUUUUUCAUUGUUAAGCAACCUGAAGUUUUAUAUUUUCAGCUAAAAAAAUAUUUUUUAUUUCGAUAAAAAAUUCACUGUUCAAAAAAUCUAGAAAUUUCUUGGCAAAAAUUUGCUUUUAGUUAAAUUAAUUUGUUGUUUGAAAAUCGAAUUCAAAUGAAAAAAUACGAAUUUUUCAAUAGAAAAUCACUAGAAAAUGAAAAAAAAUUGAUUUUUCAACAGAAACAAAUUCACUGUUUCAAAAAAUCUUGUGAUAUUUUCCUGAAGAAAUGUUUUUGUUUCGUCUUAAUUUUUCAGAAGAAAAAUUUCAAUUAUAUUUUUAAAUAAUAUAUGUUUUUUUCACUGUUUCAAGAAAAUCUUCUUGAAUUUGAGUUCGUUCUUGGUGAACUCUUCAGAUUUGCAGCUUUUCCUCGAGAAAAUCAAUAAUUUUUCAGAAUGUCAUCAAUCCAAUGGUCGAGAAUCGAAAUUGGCUGAACAACUAA